Messenger RNA from Abrus precatorius (Indian licorice), 334 nucleotides. Its product is annotated as auxin-induced protein X10A-like. Gene Ontology annotation, biological process: response to auxin. Bases 24 to 305 code for a protein of 93 amino acids. The record is from RefSeq and is a predicted model, not a curated record. The transcript has a single exon. Lineage: Eukaryota; Viridiplantae; Streptophyta; Magnoliopsida; Fabales; Fabaceae.
UCAUUGAGUGAAUAAAAGAAACAAUGGGCUUUCGCUUACCUGGUAUUAGACGAUCAUCAUCUAGUGCAAGCCAACAAUCUUCUUGCAAGGUGAUGGAAGUUCCAAAAGGGUAUCUUGCAGUGUAUGUUGGAGAGAAAAUGAAGAGGUUCUUGAUUCCAAUUUCAUUCUUGAAUGAGCCUUUAUUUCACGGAUUGCUUAGCCAAGCUGAAGAGGAGUUUGGUUACUCUCAUCCUAUGGGUGGUCUUACAAUUCCCUGCAAGGAAGAUGAGUUCUUAGAUAUAACUUCUCGCUUGAACAGGCUAUGAUUCAUGAUGUUGAAGAUCCUGAUACCAAA